This is a messenger RNA of Coregonus sp. 'balchen', 3221 nucleotides long. Lineage: Eukaryota; Metazoa; Chordata; Actinopteri; Salmoniformes; Salmonidae. The record is from the annotation of a GenBank genome assembly.
AACAGGAGUACAGCCCUCCUUCACCCGUAGUGGUAUGAAUUUGUAUGACACCUAAACAAUAGUUCCUGGCAGGUGUGUAUUGUGUACACUCGAGUUGUGUAGCAAGCUGGUUAGCUCCUUGGAUGUGGAAACGUUUCAUACAAGCGUCGGGCGCCCAUUUUACGAUUGGUGAUAGCUACUACCUAGACGUCAAAUGCGACAGGUAAGAGGAUAGCUACCUUUCCCGGUUUGCCAAAUUCAACAAACAAGCAUUCAUUAGCAACUUCCUGUAUCACAUCUGGCCUGGCCAGUCUUGACCGCAGUCUAGCACAGUUAGCUCGCAUUAACAAGGUGGCUACAGGUAGCUAUCUAGCUAAUACGUCUACAAUUAAGCGAGGAUUUAAACAACGUAUAUUAUCUAGAAUCUAGCUAUCUAGAUGUUUAUCGUCUGUAUUUUUGCAUGUAUUGUUUGACUACCUUGCGUAGCUAGCGAACUAUUUUACGCUAUCUAACGUUAGAACUUUAUUGUUGCAGUGGCUAGCUAGCUAACGUUAGCUACCACAACUUAGUUUUGUUGUUCCUUUGUCAUUUGCUAGCUAACUUAGUAAGGUGUGUUCAUUAGUUAGUUGACUAAUGUACCUAACUACCGUAUUUAUGCCGGGAGGACUCUGGGUUGGCUAGUUAGGUGUGUGGACUUACAAACAUGGUCGACAAUAGCAACUUGUCUCAUUAGACCACCUUGUCCUUUAUUUAGUUAGCUUUUUUUUGGGCUUUCCAGCGUCAGCCACGAUCGUCAAAUGAAGGCAAUUUUAAAAGAUUGCCCCAACAAUCGUAACCUCAAGCCUGCCAUGAGAUUACCCUAACAAGAAAUAGUGGGGAGAAGAUGGCUGCAGAGCUCUUUCCCACCAAGAAGCUGGCCCCAGCAUCCUCAACCAACACAGCUGUGCAGCAAUACCAGCAGCAGAACCUGAAUAACAACAACACCAUUCACAGCUGCAAUUGGCAAGGGCUCUAUCCUACCAUCCGAGAGAGGUAGGUGACCCUAGUAAGCAGUAGUUAAACUGGGAUUCUACUGCCUUUUGAGGGGAGACGAUGUGAAUUUUCAAAGAUUUAAAAUGGCCAAAGAAAACCAAUUUCUUGUGUCUACCAGCUCUUACAUGCAGAUACUGAAGUCUGAAUGUGAUGCCAUCAACACUGUUUACUAAUCAUAUGACUCAUGCUUUCACAGGAAUUCUGUCAUGUUCAACAAUGAGUUGAUGGCAGAUGUUCACUUUGUCGUUGGCCCCCCAGGAGGGACUCAGCGAGUACCUGGGCACAAGGUAAUCAAUCCCCUUUAAACCUGUCCAACGUAUAUGAGGACUUCACUGAGCAAGACAACAAAACACAACAGAUGUACAGAUAGAUUUAUCUGUUGAGUCUGCUAAAUGACCAAAAUGUAAAAUAAAAUGCAAUUGGCUGACAUUUCUCCACACCAGCCUCUUUAUGCUAAAUCCUUUUGCAAAUAUCUACAUUUAUAUUACACAAUGUGUAAAUGUUUAUUCUCUCUACCCUACCAUCAUCCCACCAUAACUUUCUCCUCUUCUUUGCUGCUCUUCAUUUUCUCAUGUGACUCCCUAUCUUCCAUGUUGUUCCCUAGUAUGUGCUGGCUGUGGGGAGUUCUGUGUUCCAUGCCAUGUUUUACGGUGAACUGGCAGAGGACAAGGAAGAGAUCCGUAUCCCUGAUGUGGAGCCUCCCUCGUUUCUAGCCAUGCUGAAGUAAGUGGCCGGCGCCUCCUGACAUCUCAUUAGAUGCAGUCCCAGUGUUCAUUGUACAUUUCAGAAUGAGGACUACCUUAGUCAUUUGAAAUGUAGGCUAAUUCGCCAUAGGUCAUAAUGGUGGUAUGGUAUUUGCACUAAGCUACAAAGGAAGAAUGCCUCUCCGAUUGAAUGAUGGGACCCUCCAAGUUUUUUUCCAGAUGAAAAGUUUUACUUGGCCGUAUUCAAUGUGUUUGAAUAUUCAGCAAUGUAAUGGCAUAUGAAAUGAUAAGGUUGGCCUUCCAAUCAUAAAUGAGAAGUUGAAGUGAGUGUCGAGCCCUCAUCUGACUCUCCCCGCUCUGGUCUGGCAGGUACAUCUACUGCGACGAGAUCGACCUGUGUGCCGACACGGUCCUGGCCACGCUCUACGCUGCCAAGAAGUACAUCGUGCCCCACCUGGCGCGGGCCUGCGUCAACUUCCUGGAGACGAGCCUGAGCGCCAAGAACGCUUGUGUGCUGCUCUCCCAGAGCUGCCUGUUUGAGGAGCCCGACCUGACGCAGCGCUGCUGGGAGGUGAUCGAUGCCCAAGCCGAGCUGGCGCUGCGCUCAGAGGGCUUCACAGACAUCGACUCGGUGACCCUGGAGAGUAUCCUGCGCCGCGAGACGCUCAACGCCAAGGAGAUGGUGGUGUUCGAGGCAGCAUUGAGCUGGGCCGAGGCCGAAUGCCAGCGCCAGGACCUGACGCCCACCAUUGAGAACAAACGGCUGACGCUGGGCAAGGCCAUCUACCUGAUCCGCAUCCCCACCAUGACGCUGGAUGACUUCGCCAACGGUGCGGCACAGUCGGGCGUGCUGACGCUUAACGAGACCAACGACAUCUUCCUGUGGUAUACGGCAGCCAAGAAGCCUGAGCUGCUUUUUGCUAGCAAGCCACGCAAGGGCCUGGCGCCGCAGCGUUGCCACCGCUUCCAGUCGUGCGCCUACCGGAGCAACCAGUGGCGCUACCGGGGCCGCUGCGACAGCAUCCAGUUCGCCGUGGACAAGCGAGUGUUCAUCGCCGGCUUCGGCCUGUACGGCUCCAGCUGCGGCUCAGCCGAGUACAGCGCCAAGAUUGAACUCAAGAGGCAGGGUGUGCCGCUGGGCCAGAGCCUCAUCAAGUACUUUUCGGACGGCUCCAGCAGCACAUUCCCAGUGUGGUUUGAAUACCCUGUGCAGAUCGAGCCCGACACAUUCUACACGGCCAGCGUAGUGUUGGACGGCAACGAGCUCAGCUACUUUGGCCAGGAGGGCAUGACUGAGGUGCAGUGUGGCAAGGUCACCUUCCAGUUCCAGUGCUCCUCGGACAGCACCAACGGGACGGGUGUGCAGGGGGGGCAAAUCCCUGAGCUCAUCUUUUACGCUUGAGGUGUCGAACGUGAGGGAAUCGUAACCCUUCCUCUUUACUGCCACAGUAAAUGCACCACUCCGGAUGUUGAGCAAGCAUCAGCUCUUAACUAUGGGUUUAAAAG